Molecule: messenger RNA, 276 nt
Organism: Oppiella nova
Lineage: Eukaryota; Metazoa; Arthropoda; Arachnida; Sarcoptiformes; Oppiidae
Source: the annotation of a GenBank genome assembly
AUGUCUAUAGCGGGCAUAAUAGGUCGUCCCGCUAUGGCCGGUAAUGUGAUCAUAUCAUUCAGAAUAGUGGACGAGGAAGAUAAAAGCCUGGCCAUGGCAUAUAUACCCUACCCGCUGGUGUAUGGGUGGGUAACUAACACGGCGUGCGAGGUAUGGGAGUCCAAGUGUGGAAAAACGGGUAAUUGUCUGGUGUAUGACGUGGAUAAGUUUCGCUAUAGAUUUAUCGGGUUAACUCUGGGCCUGUAUGCCGUGGGCUCAGUAUUCGACAUAAUAGUG